Messenger RNA from Suillus subalutaceus, 949 nucleotides. RefSeq lists its product as uncharacterized. The transcript has 3 exons. Lineage: Eukaryota; Fungi; Basidiomycota; Agaricomycetes; Boletales; Suillaceae. Bases 405 to 848 code for a protein of 147 amino acids. The record is from RefSeq and is a predicted model, not a curated record.
UUCACGUUAUCGACAAGAAACACAACAAUGUCAUUAUAAAGACCUCCAGAUAUUCCUCCUAAGUUCAAGUGUACUUCCUUAAUCUCAGAAACCCAAAACACUCCCGGCUGUGCGAUAACGGGGAUCAUUUAAAAGAAGCAACACCGACAUGUUGGCUGAAUGGUCUAUUAAUUGUAUGCCGAGAGCGAUAAUUGGUAGUCCACCUCAAGCGCACACCAUAUUUAUUAUUCACAGUCUUGAGUACACUGGACGUGACAUGUGGCACCCACACUAAGCUUCAAACCCGCUCACGAUACAAAGAUUACCAAGGCUUGGGUAUAAAUCCGAGACAUCGGCAAUCUCGAAGCUCAACUCUCCCGUCCUGGCUCAGUCAGUCUCGUGCCUUCUCAUCAUAUUGUAACCAUAUGCCUGCCCCAGCUGCAUACCAUAACGUCCAAGUCGUCCAAUUUUGGCGAGGGCAGAAAGAGUCCCUGCAGCCCUAUCCACUUCACUGGGUGAUCUAUAUCCCAACCGGUCCUAGUAUCGGGAACACGUACCACGUACUAGGAAACACGGACACCUACACCAUAGAAUUCAGACGCAACCAACCAUACCCAAACCCUGAUGCAUGGCGCGGAAGCUUCACCAUUGGAAAAGUGGCUGCGCAUCAGCUGACCCUAUUGGAGCGGCAUCUCGCAAGUAUUCCUAUCACACGUCACGACCCUAGAUGGAACUGCCAGAGCUGGGUGUGGGAGGGUCUCAGGCAUCUUCGACACAAAGGUUUUAAUAUUAGCUGGGAGGUCAGGCUUUCAGAUCUUCAAACGCAGAUGUACUGCUUGCUGGAGGACUGGGAAUACGGCCGAAUUUAGAGGGGGGAGAUCCGGGCAUUCUGCAUAAAAUUGUAUUAGCAUUAGCAUUAUAGUGACAUUCGUUAUCUUGAUCAAAACAGAGAGCUUCCUUCACCGAUAAA